Molecule: messenger RNA, 1531 nt
Organism: Lathyrus oleraceus (garden pea)
Lineage: Eukaryota; Viridiplantae; Streptophyta; Magnoliopsida; Fabales; Fabaceae
Product: equilibrative nucleotide transporter 8
Exons: 2
Coding region: 130-1317 (395 amino acids)
Biological process (GO): nucleoside transmembrane transport
Cellular component (GO): plasma membrane
Molecular function (GO): nucleoside transmembrane transporter activity
Source: RefSeq, a predicted model, not a curated record
AUGACUGAGUGCUACAAGAGUGUCCACUAUUCUCAAACUACCUCUACCAUAAGUAGGAUUCUCAAGAUAAUAACCUCUCAUUAACAAGAAUCCUUUUGACUAAUGCUAUAAGAAAGUGUAAAAAAAAAAAUGGAAGCUGUUAAGGAGGUACCGAGCGAAACAAGAGACGCUUACAGAGUUACUUACAUAAUCCAUUUCUUGCUCGGCGCAGGAAACUUACUUCCUUGGAAUGCAUUUAUCACAGCAGUUGAUUACUUUGCCUACUUAUAUCCAGCCAACCACAUUGAAAAGGUUUUCUCCGUGGCUUACAUGGUUUCAUCUGUUUUCGUACUUCUUGUGAUGAUGAGUUGGGGAGGUUGGAGUAAAACAACACUGAGGUUGAGAAUGAACUUGGGAUUUUCAAUGUUUGUUAUGUCUCUAAUGGUAGCUCCCGUCAUCGAUUGGGCCUCGAGUAGCACGACGAUGAAAGAGAGACCGAGCGGUGCUUAUGGCAUGACAGUUGCAGCUGUUGUUAUAUGUGGUUUAGCAGAUGGAGUGGUUGGUGGAAGCUUGAUAGGAUCAGCAGGAAAGCUUCCAAAACAGUAUAUGCAAGCUGUUUUUGCUGGAACUGCUUCUUCGGGUAUUAUAAUUUCAAUCUUGAGGAUAAUAACAAAGGCCUCACUACCUCAAACUCCAAAGGGUCUCAAAAUAAGUGCUCACUUGUACUUUAUGGUAUCCAUAGUUUUCCUUCUAUGUUGCAUUGUGUUUAGUAACUUGCAACACAAGUUACCUGUGAUGCAGCAGUAUCAACAGAGUCAACUUCAGGAUAGUGCCUUAUGCUCCAAGACAAAAUUUUGUGCAGUGGCAGGGAAAAUCAAGGGGCCGGCUUUCGGAAUUUUCAUAAUCUACAUAGUAACUCUGUCUAUCUUCCCAGGAUUCAUCGCAGAAGAUCUUGAAUCCAAGGUUCUUAAAGAUUGGUAUCCGAUAAUAUUGAUAACAGUUUAUAAUUUAGCCGAUCUUAUGGGAAAAUCAUUAACUGCUUUCUAUGUUCCACAAUGUAUCAAAAGAGCUAUAUGUGCUGCCACAGCAAGACUAUUAUUCUAUCCACUUUUUAUAGUUUGUCUUCAUGGACCCAAUUGGUUGAAAACCGAAGUUCCAAUGAUUGUUCUUACAUUUCUACUGGGAUGUACCAAUGGAUACCUCACUAGUGUUCUUAUGAUUCUAGCUCCUAAGUCAGUGCCUUUCUCGGAGUCAGAGUUGUCGGCUAUUGUGAUGACCGCGUUCCUCGGAUUCGGGUUGGUUGGUGGUUCGGUCCUCGGCUGGUUCUGGAUAUUGUGAGUGUGAAGGUGUUUAGUUCAGGUGAAAUAAAAUGAGCAGAAGAAGAAAGUAGCAUUCAUUGUAGGCUCAAGUAGGUUGUUUCUAUAUUUGUUGUCUAAUGUUUUUGAAUGACAAAUCAUGAGAAGUGUGAACAUUGUUAGAAACUUCUAGAUAUGUAAAAUGCAAUAUAAUGAAUCCAUAUCUGUGAUAAUAGAAAUAGUACACUUUGAGAUCA